AUGGUGGCUGAUUAUUUUCAGGCUCUUUUUCAAGAAGAUGGUAGUUGCGACGUGUCACUAGCGUUACGUGGGAGCUUCCCUGUCUUAAAUGCAACUCAAAAUUUGUUUAUAAAUGGGGAAUUCUCGUGUGAUGAAAUUAAACAAGCUUUGUUCGAUAUGGCUCCCUUCAAAGCUCCUGGCCCGGAUGGCUUUCAUGCAAAAUUGUAUCAGAGGAUGUGGCUUGUUGUUGGUGAUAGUUUGUGCAAGUUUGUGAUGCAUUUUUUUGAGACUGGUUGUCUGCCUCCAGAUAUUAAGGAUACAUUGUUGGUGCUUAUUCCAAAGGAAGUUCUCCAUUCAAUGGGAAAAAAGUCCACUAGUAAGGGGUUUAUGGCGGUGAAGAUUGAUCUUGAAAAGGCCUAUGAUCGUUUGUCAUGGGAUUUUAUCCAAGAUACUUUGAUGGAGGUGGGUCUCUCUGAGGCUUGGGUUCGAAACAUAAUGAGCCGCGUCACCUCUUCCUGGGUGUCGAUUGCUUGGCAUGGUCAGUUGAUGGAUUGGUUUCAUCAGAGUCAAGGUGUUCGUCAGGGUGAUGCUAUCUCUCCCUAUUUAUUUGUGUUGUGUGUUGAGAGGUUGGGCCAUCUUAUUAACAAGGCGGUUUCAGUGGGAGAUUGGAAAGCGAUUAAACUUGCGACCUAUGGUCCCGCUUUAUCUCUUCUGUUCUUUGCGGAUGAUAUGGUUUUAUUUGCCAAAGCAAUUGUUGAUCAGAUGAAAAUUAUUUUAAAUUGUCUUGAGUGUAUUUGUGCAAGUUCAGGACAACGAGUAAGCUUUCAGAAGUCAACCAUGUUUGUUUCUAAGAAUGUUGAUAGAGGUUUGGCCCUUGAAUUAUCUCGUAUGUUUGGGAUUCCUUUAACGGAUAAUUUGGGUCAAGGUACUCCUUCGAUCCAUGGCCAUCAGACAGUAUGGAUAUACAAGAGCCACUGUGGGUGCUCUAAGUACCUUUCGCUAGCAGGUCGUAUUACUUUAGCGAAGACAGUUUUGAUGGCGAUUCCAAUGUAUGUUAUGCAAACUGCUUUAUUACCAAAAGAGUUGUGUUUACAUAUUGAGAAGGAGAAUGCAACAAAUGAAUCAAGCUUUUUUGGCAAAGGUAGGGUGGGUCUUAUUCACGAGAAGAAGAGUUUGUGGGCUCAGGUUGUUUCUAGUAAGUACAUGAAGCGAGGUGUUUGUGUUUCCAAGUUUGAGGUGAAACAAAGGUCUUCAAACUUGUGGCGUGGGUUAGUUUCUGCGAAUCCUAUCUUAAAUCAAGGAAUGAAGAAGCUCGUUCGAAAUGGGAAGCAAACUCUAUUUUGGUUAGAUAUUUGGCUUGGAGAAUCUCCGUUAAUUGACCUGUGUGUACAAGAGAUUGGCCUGGUGGACAUGUAUAGGACUGUGGAGAGUUAUUGGCCAGGUAGCGAUGGUUGA
Tripterygium wilfordii is the source of this 1434-nucleotide messenger RNA. RefSeq lists its product as uncharacterized. NCBI's taxonomy places the organism in Eukaryota, Viridiplantae, Streptophyta, Magnoliopsida, Celastrales, Celastraceae. The coding region runs from base 1 to 1434 and encodes 477 amino acids. The transcript has 4 exons. The record is from RefSeq and is a predicted model, not a curated record.